Molecule: messenger RNA, 1221 nt
Organism: Rhagoletis zephyria (snowberry fruit fly)
Lineage: Eukaryota; Metazoa; Arthropoda; Insecta; Diptera; Tephritidae
Product: tektin-1-like
Biological process (GO): cilium assembly; cilium movement involved in cell motility
Cellular component (GO): microtubule cytoskeleton; nucleus
Source: RefSeq, a predicted model, not a curated record
AUUCGAAGGAGUANUGGACCACAAGCGAGAAUUCCACCAAAGUAUACCGAGGAGGAUUGGGAUUUCAAUAAUAAAGUGAAAUUUCGUAUUACCUGUGAUCAGGAGCGUUUAGCGGAGCGCAUUGUGGAGGAGUCUCAACGCACUGUCGACGAAACUAAAGAUACUACCAAGACUUGGCAGCGCGAAGUGGAGCAUCAUAUGCGUGAGCGCACAAGCGAGAUUCGAUUUUUAUUAGAUGAGCUGAAUAGGCAAAAGAAAACGGCUUUGUUGGAGGACGAGGCACUCAAUACAUAUCGCAAUCGUGUUCUCAAUGCAAUCGAUUUUCUAAAAGAGAAAUCCCUGGCUAUAAAUCAGCGCUGUCAAAUAUUGCGUGAGGGACGGAUUGGUGUGGAUCUGUGCGAUGACGAAGUCGAUCGUUGUUUGCGGCAUGAAUUGAAGGUUAUCAGAGGUUGUCAGUGCCUAAUGGAUCGAUCACUGAAAGAGGCAACCGAACAGAUACGUAGUCUACGCGCUACCAUAUAUUUGCUAGAUAAGGAUUUGGCACAGAAGGAUAAAUCGCUGCUAAUCGAUGAGAAUAAUUUAACGCUACGUGAGACACAGCGACAUUUGGGCACCGGCAAAGAUCUCUCCAAUUUGGAAUGUCGCUACUCCCUCGGCGAGUGGCAACAUACAACCUAUAAAAAUAUUGAGGAUAAUGCCAAGGAAUUGAAUUCGGCUGCACAGUUGCGAGCAUACAUCGACUUGUUAUUGAAGCAAGUAUGCGAGGAUAUGCAAAAUCAAACGGAUCGCACCAAUGAGGCUUUCGAGCGUCGUAUCUCCGAAACGAAACAUGUAAAGAAAUGUUUGGAAGAUAAGCACAACGACUGCAUGAAUCACAUACACGAAAUGCAGCGUAACAUACAUCAAUUGGAGAAGGAGCUGGUCGAUAAGCAACGUUCAUUGACGCUCUGCCAGACACGAUUGAGCAAUCGUGCACGUCGUCCCGGACUUGAGUUGACUUGCGAUAGUGUGCAGGAUGCACUCUAUCAUGAGAUGGAAGCAUUACAGGCAUCCAUAUGUAAGCUAAAUCAGAAGAUAAAUGAGAAUAAAGCCUCCUUGCGUUACUUGUUACACGUGCAGAUAAUGCAGGAGGAGGAGAUCAACAUUAAGGCGAACAGCAUUAAAAUUGAUGAGGUGGAUUGUAUGACUAUUAGGCAAGCUCUAAAAUACCAAUCAUUCUAA